CCGGUGACCCCACCCCUUGCUGGCGAGAGCCCUGGUGUUGGUGUCGGUUUCAGGGCCAGGCGCGCGUCCGCCUCCCGUCCGCGCCCCCGGGGAGGAAGAAGCAUGAUUUGCGUCCGCUUGCUUCCUGGAGGGGACUAUCCCGCUCGCCCCCCUCCUGCGCUCCUCCCUCCCUCUCCGGCUGCCCUGUGCGUAUUUGCGCGCGGAGGCUCGAGAGGUGAUGGUCAUAUAACUAUGCGAGCCAUGCUUCAGGGAGAAGGCCAGGGCGAACCGGCACGGGAAGGGUUAACUCCGAAGGGUGCAGAGCCUGGGAAGGACGCGCAGCCCAGCCGGGUAAGCCGGAGAGGAGGGCGAAGGGGGCAGGCAGUGGCCUCAGCCAGGACUAGCAGCUUGACCAAUUUGGAGAGGGCGGCGAGAGGUGGCUUUUUUUGUGCGUGACUCCGCGGUGAGCUGCGAGGCUGGCUGAGCGCACUCACAGUCGGUUCCAAGAGGGUUUCUAUAUUUGAGCAUUUAAAAGGGGUGGGAGGCGCUCCCGGGCCGUUUGCCUGCCAAAAGUCUAAGCCAGGCAGCCGGGGAGGGUGGCGCUUGACUUGCAGAGGCGGCACGGAGAGAUCCUUUUGCAAGGAGGAAGCGGCCAGGAGCAGAAUUUACCCAUGCGCGGUUGCAAUUCUCUUUUUAAUUCCGCGGGCUAUGAAAAGUAAAACGCGAGAGACUAGGCAAGGGGAUGCAGACAUAUACAGGUGAAACCAGCCUUGCCUCUCCACCGGAAAGUUUGCUAUGCGCUUGGAGGCGCCCCCUACCAACUCACAGGAAACGCAGUCGGGUUUUUCCUCCAGAUCUUCUUGCUGGAUGUCGUGCAGCUGGAGCCUUUCCAUGCUUCGCUGAUCCUUUUCCUGGGGAAAGCCUGGGAUGCUGUAGCCGACCCCGCCAUCGGAUUCCUGGUCAGCAGAAGCCCCCGCCGGAGUUGGGGCAAACUGAUCCCCUGGGUCGUCUGCUCCACGCCAUUCGGGGUUUUGUUCUACACCAUGCUCUGUGCUACCACGUCCCUUAUUCCUCGCUGACCAUGUUCCUAGGAGGGAGUCAGAUGGACCGCGACUCUGCGACCGCCUACAGGAUGGGAGUGGAGAUGCUGAGCACCCUGGUGGGAUCAGGAGUCCAGGGACAAAUCGUCGGGAGUCACCACGCCAGCAUGAGGAAGAGGUGCGACGUGGCGAAUGGCACCCAGGCAGGCAACAGCUCUAUGCUCCCGGACGUGCUGGAGAAUACGCGCACGGCGUAUGUUGUUGCCUCCCUGGUUCUUGGCUCCCUUUAUUUCCUCUCCUGCUUGGUCCUCUUCUUGGGAGUGAAAGAGCAGCCAGGACGAUACACCCCUUUGGGGAAGACCAGACUCCCAUUCUUUGCCAGUCUGCGGGCCGUCCUAAGCCACAGCUCAUACACCCGGCUCCUUGGAGGUUUCUUGUUGGCCUCGCUGGCAUUCCAGCUUGCCCAGGGAAUCUUUGCCUUCUUCUGCACUCACGCAGCUGGAUUGCCUGGCAGCUUCCAACAUCUGGUGCUCAUCAUGCUGGUGGUCGCCUGCCUCUCCAUCCCUGGCUGGCAGUGGUUCCUGGUAAGGUUUGGGAAGAAGAUGGCUCUCUUCAUAGGCCUCUCGCUGAUCAUCCCGUCUCUCAUUGUUAUCACGGUUGUGACCCACAACUUCCUGGUCUACGUCUUCAUGGUCGCCGUGGCAGGAAGCAGCCUCGCCGUCCUCUACUUGUUGCCAUGGUCCAUGCUUCCAGACGCAGUGGACGAUUUCAAGCUGCAGAACCCCGCCUGCCUCAACCUGGAACCUUUCUUCUACUCCUUCUACGUUUUCUUCAACAAGCUCGCAGGCGGCCUCUCCCUUGGCAUUUCCACCAUGAGUUUGCAUUUUGCAGGUUACAGAGCCACGGACUGCACACAUAACCCCCAGGUUAUCCUGACGCUGCAAAUUCUCAUGGCACCUGUUCCCAUCGCCCUGCUGCUCUCUUCCAUGGCCGUCUUCUUCUCCUACCCCAUCGACGAGAAGCGGAGGAAGCAGAUCAGAGUGGAAAUGGAGGUGACUGGCAGGCAUCAGGGUCAGACAGAACGCCCAGAAUCAGAGGCAAGUUAGUCUCUGGAGGGAAUUGAUUCACUCCCGGCCGUGAAGAAGGAGUCAUGUCUACUUGCGGGAAAGUUGCUGACCCGUCUUACCUCCAGUUGCAACACUACAAAGGACAGGUCUCUGGUGUCUUCCUUUUUUUCCAUCCGGGAGCAGCAGUGAAGACAUCUCGAGUGCUUGCGCAAAAUGCCAAAGAAAUCAACCCCACGGAGCUCAACAUUUUUGCAACAAUCUCUUGCCCAGGGUCAAAUCCCUGAGGAUGUGCUGAGGAUGGAACAAGCAGAGGCUUCGCUUUAAAAAACUAGAACGAACUUCUUCCUCAGGGGAGCAGGAACAAGCUGGUGGUUCUAGAAAUGAAGGAACCUUUAAUGUACAUUUAUGUAACAAAGAUCUCUUGCCUUGGAAAGAGAAUGGAUUGUGCUAUGAUUCAG
This is a messenger RNA of Lacerta agilis (Sand lizard), 2544 nucleotides long. Its product is annotated as sodium-dependent lysophosphatidylcholine symporter 1-like. The transcript is spliced from 14 exons. The record is from RefSeq and is a predicted model, not a curated record. NCBI's taxonomy places the organism in Eukaryota, Metazoa, Chordata, Lepidosauria, Squamata, Lacertidae. Bases 722 to 2125 code for a protein of 467 amino acids. Gene Ontology annotation, cellular component: membrane. Gene Ontology annotation, molecular function: symporter activity. Gene Ontology annotation, biological process: carbohydrate transport.